UAUAAAACGGGACGGGACUGGGGAAGAAUGUUGGGGGCACGCAAGUGAAGUCGAGGUGAGCGAAAAUGGCGGAUUAAACUGUCCCCUGUUGUUCUUCGUUCGUUGUUUAAUCGAUGAUCAAUAAUACUAACCUACAUUUUCACAUUCCCCAAUCAAUCAAUCACACCAUGUUGUGUAAGCUUCUGCUGCAGAUCGAAUUGUUCUCUGUUCAACCGUCUAAUCCAGUCUUCGCCUCCCCACUUUGUUGCUUACUCCUUGAUUUGGUAUCAAUUCUUUGACAUUUCUGUGGGCUUCUAGUUUGGGUUCUUGUUGGCGGUACAUAUUAGAGAGUUCGAUUGAGCAUAUGAUUGGUAGCUGCUGAGGUUAAGGUGGUUUUUAAGUAAUAUGGACUCGGCUAGGAGUUGGUUCCAGAAGUUUCAGCCCCGUGAGAGGUUUAGAUCUCCUUCCAAAAAGAAGGAAACCAGUGCAUACGGGAAUGAAGUUUCAAACCCUUCAUCAGCCGAAGAAGCCUCCAAUACCACAAAGCAGAGGGUUGCAGCAGCCAAACAGUAUAUAGAGAAGCAUUAUAAGGAGCAGAUGAAGAGCCUCCAGGAGAGGAGGGAACGAAGAGAUUUACUGCAGAAGAAGUUGGCUGAUGCUGAUGUCUCUGAAGAAGAUCAAAACAACCUAUUAAAAUUCUUGGAGAAGAAAGAAACUGAAUACAUGCGGCUUCAAAGGCAUAAAAUGGGUGUGGAUGACUUUGAAUUGCUUACAAUGAUUGGAAAGGGCGCAUUUGGAGAGGUCAGAGUCUGUAGGGAAAAGACAACUGGUACUGUAUAUGCAAUGAAAAAGCUUAAAAAAUCGGAAAUGCUUCGUAGAGGCCAGGUUGAACACGUGAAGGCUGAAAGAAAUCUGCUUGCAGAGGUGGAUAGCAAUUGUAUUGUAAAGCUAUAUUGUUCUUUCCAAGACAAUGAGUUUCUAUAUCUGAUAAUGGAAUAUUUACCUGGUGGAGAUAUGAUGACUCUGCUUAUGAGAAAAGAUACAUUGACUGAAGAUGAGGCUAGAUUCUAUGUUGCAGAAACAGUUUUGGCUAUUGAAUCUAUUCACAAACAUAAUUACAUACAUAGAGACAUUAAGCCUGAUAACUUGCUGCUUGAUAGAUAUGGUCACUUGAGACUAUCAGACUUUGGGCUAUGUAAACCUUUAGAUUGCAGCAUUCUUCAAGAGAAGGAUUUUUCAGUGGGGGACAGCUUUAUUGAAACUUCACAAAAUGGUGAAUGCUCCUCAGCUCCAAAGCGCACCCAGCAAGAGCAGUUGAAACAUUGGCAGAAAAACAGGAGGAUGCUUGCUUACUCUACUGUUGGUACACCUGAUUACAUUGCUCCAGAGGUUUUGUUGAAGAAAGGUUAUGGAAUGGAGUGUGAUUGGUGGUCACUUGGUGCUAUUAUGUACGAAAUGCUUGUGGGAUAUCCCCCCUUCUAUUCUGAUGAUCCAAUGUCGACAUGUAGAAAGAUAGUGAACUGGAGGACACAUUUAAAAUUUCCUGAAGAGGCAAGGUUAUCUCUAGAAGCAAAAGAUCUUAUUGGUAAAUUACUAUGUAGUGUCAAUCAGAGGCUGGGUUCAAAAGGUGCAGGUGAAAUAAAGGUUCAUCCUUGGUUUAGAGGGAUUGAUUGGGAUAGGAUAUAUCAAAUGGAUGCUGCAUUCAUUCCUGAGGUGAAUGAUGAGUUGGAUACUCAAAAUUUUGAGAAGUUUGAGGAGUCCAGCACCCAUAAUCCAACUUCAUCAAAAUCAGGUCCAUGGAGAAAGAUGCUCUCAUCCAAGGACAUUAACUUUGUAGGCUAUACAUACAAGAAUUUUGAAAUAGUGAACGACUAUCAAGUGCCUGGGAUGGCUGAGUUGAAGAAGAAAGACACCAAGCCAAAGAGGCCAUCCAUCAAGACACUCUUCGAAGAGGAGUCGGAAUCAGACGCCGCAAAUGAGACCUUGCUUGGGAAAUCUCUUUCCUCCUCUACAAGAAAUGAGAGAACCUGAAAAAGAAUCCGCUUGACGUUGCUGGUUGCUCUAUGCUCUCUGACGCACAAAAUGAUCUGACCCAAAAUCAAGCUUUCUUCCACAUAGUCGAAUUUUAAUGGAUAACUGUCAUUAGCUAUGCGCUUGGAUUAUCGACAGCUAUGGCCAGAUGAUGACUAGGCGUGGAGUUUAGUGUCAAAAAGGCCUGCAGAGAGGUGCUGUAUUUUCAGGUACUAAUUGUGUGCAUCAGGAAGACCCUUGAUCAUAUUUGUUUUUCUUCAUCUUUUCAGGAAAGAACAAAUUAAGAGGUUGAAUUACUAAUUCGUUUGUUAUGUUAGUUUUUUCCCAAUUAUUUUCUAGUGUAAAACGUUGUAUACAAGGGAUAAAAACAGAGCUCUUCAACUCUUUCUAAGUACAGUGUGUUUCUCUUUUGUUAAUGAUAGUGAAACCAUUUCUUCUC
Messenger RNA from Diospyros lotus (date-plum), 2449 nucleotides. RefSeq lists its product as uncharacterized. The record is from RefSeq and is a predicted model, not a curated record. Gene Ontology annotation, biological process: peptidyl-serine phosphorylation; intracellular signal transduction. Lineage: Eukaryota; Viridiplantae; Streptophyta; Magnoliopsida; Ericales; Ebenaceae. Bases 385 to 2010 code for a protein of 541 amino acids. Gene Ontology annotation, molecular function: protein serine/threonine kinase activity; ATP binding. The transcript has 14 exons.